Fomitopsis serialis is the source of this 654-nucleotide messenger RNA. Its product is annotated as cytochrome b-c1 complex subunit 8. The coding region runs from base 246 to 551 and encodes 101 amino acids. The transcript has 6 exons. The record is from RefSeq and is a predicted model, not a curated record. Gene Ontology annotation, biological process: mitochondrial electron transport, ubiquinol to cytochrome c. Lineage: Eukaryota; Fungi; Basidiomycota; Agaricomycetes; Polyporales; Fomitopsidaceae.
UUGUGUCGCCUCAACAUACCGCCAACUUCAUCAAGAGCUGCGGGGAGCUUCGCCGCUCUUUGCUGAGAGGUGGCGGGCGUUCACUGAGACGAAGUGGUAUGCCACCACUGUGAGCAUCGCCAAACAGCCCAACGAGUUGGCAAGGUUGUAUAGCUCGCUAUGACUGAUCAUCUUGUCUACAGCACUAUCAAGCAUCGUCAAGGAUAGUAGGUGAUUGAGGUACGAACCGAGCCGACUAUAACAAGAUGCGAGCAACGGAUAUUCGUCGUAGCGACAUGCCCGGACCUAAGGUCUACAACCUGUGGUGGGGUGACAAGGAGCUCCCCAGGCAGAAGGGCCUGGUCCAGUACAGCAUGUCCCCGAUGAGGCAGCGCGCUACGCAUCAUAUCAUCCGCAACUGGGUCUUCAACGGUUACCGCCGCCUGUCGGGCCAGGUUGGCUACUGGAUCGUUCCAGUCGCUAUCGGCUACGGCACGUACGCGUGGGCGAAGCGCUACGAUGCCUUCCACAACAGCAAGGCAGGGCACCUGGCCGCGCAGGGUGGCCACUAAAUUAGAUUUGCUGUUGAAGCGGAAUACUAGAGAUCUGGUGCUUCCAUUAAUGCGUGCUGUGAGACUUGGCUAAGCCGGAUGGGUAGAGCGGUUCGCGCCCUUC